Molecule: messenger RNA, 1900 nt
Organism: Amoebophrya sp. A120
Lineage: Eukaryota; Dinophyceae; Syndiniales; Amoebophryaceae
Source: the annotation of a GenBank genome assembly
CGCCGGGGAUUUAUCAAAUGUAAAAAUGUCUGGGUCUGGAAGAAUGCAGCUUGUGAUGCUGAAUUUGGAUUCCAAAAAAAUCUGUAUUGCAUGAGCAGCAAAGGGAAUGCAAUUUUUGCUACGCGGAGAGGGAAUUUGUCAUGCGGAAUAGGCAUCGCGAAGCCCUCAAAAAAUCUGUGAUGCUAGGGCAUGCAUCACAGACAUCAUGGCCCAUGCAAAACAUGCAUGACAAGUCUCAGAAUCUUCCAGACCCAGACAUUUUUACACUUGAUAGGAUUGGGGCUCGUAUCCGACUCGGACGCGCACCCGCGAGAUCUAUGGCGUUCUCAACUGUUACACUCUCAGCUGUUACAUAAAUUUGUGACGCAAGAAUGGCAAAAGUAAUAGGGGCGAUGAUCUUGCGCCUCUUGCAUGACAGACUUUGGCGCCGAUUUAUUAUCACCCUAUUUGGCCCUCUGAGAAUUUGUCAUGCGAAGCAGCUUGAUGGUGUCGCUUCUGAAAAGGCAAUUUUGCAUGACAAACCAUGUAUUAACAGUUGAGAAGGUAACCGAUUUGAGAACGCCAUAACAUCUCGGUGGACAAGCAGGGCAGCGGAAACGACUGUGCAGAUCUGGAGGAAGUAGCCCACUGUAUUACAAGGAAAAAUGCCCCCUCCCCAUAUCAAAACAGAAAUCUGUGAUGCAGAUUUGUGGUCACAAAUCAGCUUUGUGAUGCUAGAAGGCAAAAGAUGCGGACGGUAGUGCUGCCUAGCGUGGGAUAGCCUUGCAGCUCCAGGAUGACAGGAGGCGACUGGAAGUGGGGAACAGCAUGACAGAUUGCCUGCAAUUUAGGCCGCAGCGUCGUCUCUUGGACUUCUAGCAAUACAAGUCGACUUGUGUACUCAAAUACAACAUCACAAAUUCGCGCAUCUUCCGUUUCCGAUAUGGGGUGGGGGCUUUUUUCACUUUGAUACACUGCACCCCCGGCACUGGAGCCGGGUUUGUCUCCUAUUGCCCGAUUCACUGCGAGAUGUCGGCCUGGAGUGACUGGAGCACCUGUACUGUGGGGAAAAAUCCCCCCUGCUCCCCAUAUCGAGACGAGGUUUCUGAUGCUGGAUUUCCGUACACACAUGCGCGCUGUCUUGCAAUACGACAUCGCAGCCAGAUCCUCAGCGUAGGUAGGGGCGUUUGCGUCUAGUUGUUUAGCAUUGCAAACGGCUGUCGCCUAGGCCCAACAGCAUGCCAAAUCGCUUCCAUAAUGGCGCGGAAGCCUUUGCGCUUGUCUUCUUGCAAGACAGAUUCGUGAUCUCAAAUCGGCAACGCAAAUUUUCGGAAACAUACCUUUUCGAUAUAAUGGGGAGGGGGGGUUUUUCCUUUUGAUAGACUGUGACAAAACCUGCGACACCGGCACGCAACGGAUCACCCGGACGCGCAUACAGGCCCCAGCUUACGGUGGUAACGGAUGCGAUGGCGGGGGCGCGCUCGAGCAAACGCGCACUUGCAACACGGACCCCUGUAUGCAUUGCAAAUAAUGUUGUCUGGGUCCUCUGGAAGAGUGCAACUUGAACUUGUGAUGCUGCGUUUGGAUUCUAAAAAAAUCUGUAUUGCAUGAGCAGCAAAGAAAGGAGUAGUCCACCUCUUGCUACGCGAAGAGGGCAUUUGUAAUUAUGCGGGAUAGGCAGCAAGACGGCCUGAAAAAAUCUGUGAUGCUAGGGCGUACAUCACAGAUCGAUCAUGGCUCAUGCGAAACGUGCAUGACAAGUUUGCGGCCUUCCAGAGGACCCAGACAUAUUUCCGAUGCAUACCCUGCCCCGUUGACUGCGUGGUGCACGAAUGGAACGAGUGGAGCGCUUGUAGCCACGCAUGCGGCCCAGACGGCACUCGUACGCGCGUCAAGCCGGUGACAGAGCCGCUGAACGAAG